AUGUCUUUAUGGGUAGACAAAUAUAGGCCAAAGACCUUAUCGCAGCUAUCAUAUCAUGACAACAUAACUCAAAACUUGCGUGCACUUUCUACAUCAGGAGACUUUCCUCAUCUUUUAGUGUAUGGACCCAGUGGAGCAGGUAAAAAGACGAGAAUAUACUGCACUUUACACGAAAUAUUUGGCUCAUCGGUUGAAAAGCUAAAGAUUGAUGUAAAGAACUUUGUAACUACGUCCAAUCGUAAGCUUGAAUUCAAUGUUUUAAGUUCUCCCUACCAUUUGGAAAUCACACCUUCAGAUAUGGGGAACAACGAUCGUGUGGUUAUUCAAGAUUUGUUAAAGGAUGUCGCCUCAACGGAACAAGUUGAUUUUGGGAACCAAAGCAGCAAGAAGCAUCGGUUCAAAGUUGUCAUCAUCAAUGAAGCUGAUUCAUUAAGUAGGGAUGCACAGGCGGCAUUGAGAAGAACAAUGGAAAAGUAUUCGUCAAACAUCAGAUUGAUUUUGGUGUGUAAUUCGAUAUCCAACAUCAUUGCCCCAAUUAAGUCGAGAACUUUGUUGGUGAGGAUCCCUAGUCCUGCAGUUGAAGAUAUCAGCUCAAUCUUGGGCCACGUUGCUGAGAAGGAACGUGUAAAGUUUUCGUCAAGUAACGGCCAAGAAAUAACUCAAUUUUACAGCCAAGUUGCCACAACAAGCAAUAGGAAUUUGAGAAGAUCAUUGUUGGCAUUUGAAACCAUUCACAUGCAAAACGAAACCAUCAAUGUCAAGCAAAUGCAUUCGGUUAUCGUGUUGGACUGGGAGACUGUUAUCAAAAAUAUGGCCAAAACCAUCACCAGUAGUAGAAAUGUGGCAACAUUGGCAAAAUUGAGAACUGUUUCUUAUGAACUAUUAUCACACUGUAUUCCAGCUAGAACAAUCUUGAAGAAUUUAUUGUUUGAAUUGAUAAAUUUAGCCAGAGGAAAAUCAUCAUUGAUACAAGAAAUUGUAAAAAUUGCAUCUACUUUUGAUGAGAGAUUGAGUCUUGGGCAAAAGAGUAUCUUCCAUUUGGAAGGCUUUGUGGCAAAGACAAUGGUUGCAAUUGACAACUACAGCUAA
Lodderomyces margitis is the source of this 1089-nucleotide messenger RNA. It is a transcript of the gene RFC5, whose product is annotated as replication factor C subunit 5. Gene Ontology annotation, cellular component: nucleus; Elg1 RFC-like complex; Rad17 RFC-like complex. Lineage: Eukaryota; Fungi; Ascomycota; Pichiomycetes; Serinales; Debaryomycetaceae. The coding region runs from base 1 to 1089 and encodes 362 amino acids. Gene Ontology annotation, biological process: DNA-templated DNA replication; DNA repair. Gene Ontology annotation, molecular function: DNA clamp loader activity; DNA binding; ATP hydrolysis activity. The transcript has a single exon. The record is from RefSeq and is a predicted model, not a curated record.